This is a messenger RNA of Nothoprocta perdicaria, 3495 nucleotides long. RefSeq names its product TBC1 domain family member 23 (gene TBC1D23). The transcript is spliced from 19 exons. Gene Ontology annotation, biological process: retrograde transport, endosome to Golgi; embryonic brain development. The record is from RefSeq and is a predicted model, not a curated record. Gene Ontology annotation, cellular component: trans-Golgi network. The coding region runs from base 7 to 2115 and encodes 702 amino acids. Lineage: Eukaryota; Metazoa; Chordata; Aves; Tinamiformes; Tinamidae.
ACAGCUAUGGCGGAGGGGGAAGAGGCGCCGCCGCCAUCGCGCCGCUGGGAAAAAGAUCUUGCGGAAGCUCUAGAAGAAGGAGGCUGUGAUCUCGAAACCGUGAGAAACAUCGUUCAAGGAAGACGAUUGCCUGCUGAUCUGAGGGCCAAAGUCUGGAAGAUUGCACUUAAUGUUGUAGGGAAGGGAGACAGCCUGGCAUCCUGGGAUGGAUGUUUAGACUUACCAGAGCAGAGCAUAAUUCAUAAAGACUGCCAAGAGCUAAUCGACCAAUUAUCAGUGCCAGAAGAGGAGAAGUCAGUAUUACUUUUGGAUAUCGAGUCCAUUAUAACUUUUUAUUGUAAAUCACGCAAUGUUAAAUACAGUUCUUUCCUCGGCUGGAUACAUCUACUCAAACCUUUGGUGCACCUUCAGCUGCCUCGCAGUGAUUUGUACAACUGCUUUUAUGCUAUCAUGAAUAAAUUCAUUCCAAGGGAUUGUUUCCUGAAGGGAAGACCAUUCCAUCUAUUUAGGCUGCUGCUUCAGUACCAUGAGCCUGAACUCUGCUCCUUUCUUGAUACUAAGAAGAUGACGCCAGACUCAUAUGCACUCAACUGGCUUGGAAGCCUUUUUUCAUAUUACUGUUCAGCUGAAGUCACUCAGGCAAUAUGGGAUGGAUAUCUACAGCAAGCAGAUCCAUUCUUUAUUUAUUUCUUAAUGUUAAUCAUCCUUGUCAAUGCAAAGGAUGUUAUCUUAGCACAAGAAACAGAUAAAGAAGAAAUGAUAAAAUUCCUAGAAACUUCACCAGCUAAUCUCGAUUUAGAAGAUAUAGAAGAUCUCUUCUCUUUGGCACAAUAUUAUUGUAGCAAAACUCCAGCUUCCUUCAGGAAGGACAACCACACUCUUUUUGGCAGCAGCCUGCUGGGCCUCAAAGAUGACGACACUGAUUUGAGCCAGGCUCUCUGUCUAGCAAUUUCUGUGUCUGAGAUUCUUCAAGCAAAUCAGCAACAAGGAGUAAUUAUUCCCUUUCAGGAAGGUGUAAGGUUCUUUGUAGUGGAUUGUCGUCCCGCAGAGCAGUACAACGCUGGCCAUUUAUCAACGGCAUUUCACCUAGACUCAGACUUGAUGCUUCAAAACCCAUCAGAGUUUGCACAGUCUGUCAAAUCCCUCUUAGAAGCUCAAAAGCAAUCCAUCGAGUCUGGCUCCAUAGCUGGUGGGGAGCAUCUCUGCUUCAUGGGAAGUGGCAGGGAAGAAGAAGACAUGUAUAUGAACAUGGUGUUAGCACACUUCUUGCAGAAAAAUAAAGAGUAUGUAAGCAUUGCCAAAGGAGGCUUUAUGGCUCUCCAGCAGCACUUGGCAGAUAUCAAUGUGGAAGGACCAGAAAACGGAUACGGACACUGGAUUGCCAGUACCUCGGGCUCAAGAAGUAGCAUCAAUUCUUCUGUCGAUGGUGAUUCUCCUAAUGGUUCAGGUGAUGGAAAAGGAGUCAAGUCCUUGGUGAAUAAAAUGACGGUUGCUUUGAAGACCAAGUCUGUGAAUGUGAAAGAGAAAGUUAUUAGUUUUAUUGAAAAUACAUCUACACCAGUGGACAGAAUAUCUUUCAAUAUUCCCUGGCCAGAGAGAGCAAGCCUGGAGCGACACAUCAGCAGCAGUGACAGGGUGGGAAAGCCCUACCGUGGCGUGAAGCCAGUGUUCAGCAUUGGCGAUGAAGAAGAGUAUGAUACAGAUGAAAUUGAUAGCUCCUCAAUGUCAGAUGAUGAUCGAAAAGAGGUUGUCAACAUCCAAACGUGGAUAAAUAAGCCUGAUGUGAAGUAUAAUUUCCCCUGUAAUGAAGUAAAAGAAAAUGGACAUAUGUUUCCCAGUCACCUGCUCGUCACUGCAACGCACAUGUACUGUUUGAGGGAGAUACCGUCGCGGAAGGGAUUGGCUUACAUCCAGUCUCGCCAGGCACUGAACUCCGUAGUCAAAAUCACAUCCAAGAAGAAACAUCCAGAACUGAUCACCUUUAAAUACGGGAACAGCAAUACUUCAGGCAUAGAAAUUUUGGCAGUUGAAAGGUAUUUGAUUCCAAAUGCAGGUGAUGCUACCAAAGCCAUAAAACAACAGAUCAUGAAAGUGUUGGAUGCCUUGGAAAGCUGAUAACUAAAGACUUUUCAGAGAAUGGUUUGYAAAGAAGAAGCAACCAAGAUACUGUAUGUGGACACAGGCUCACACCUUCCCAACUGAAUACUAACUUAAGAGAAUUUUUCUGUUUGCUAAUGGAAGUACCUGAAUAGCAGGCUUAAGAUAGGGUAAAUUAUUAUCAAUUUCUAAGCAGUUUUUAAAUUUUUCUUUUGAUUAAUAUUUUCUGGUUUUGCAGAAAUGUUUAUUAUAAAGGUCAGUUUGUUUCACUUUUAAAGAAGCUUUAAUGUGUAUGAUAUGCAUCUUUGUAAGAGAGGAUAGAGAAUGUAGUUGUGUUCAUAUGACUGCGUUAAAAGAAAGUAGAACUGUCAGGUAUGGAGUAACAGUAGAAAACAAAGCUGUCUUACAUGAUUCAGAUGUCUGGUAGUAAAAUAUCUCCAUAACCUGCAGUUUCUAAAUUUGAUUUUGCCUCCUGGACAGUAUCAAGGACUGAUUAAAGACACUCCAGUUUGUAAACAGAGAAGGUAAAAUCUUAGAAAUACUGCUUUCUUCUCAUUAAAAGUGAUUGCAUCUAUUUAAGUGCACUGGAACUCCAGAUGAAUGAAAAAAAAAAAAAUACUGUGCAAUUAACUUUUUAAGAUGUCCUACUAGGUUAAAUAAUUGGAAUUGGUAAGUGCAUUUUAAAAUACCAAGCUGAAUUGUACAUACUGAUAAGCUUCAUACAGGUGUGCAAGCUUGUAAUUAUGCAAAAUUUUACAUUUCAUGGGUUGAGACGGUUUCUCAUGUAAAAGUGAGCGUAGAGUGAGGUUGGAGUUUAUGCUUCAUAACAAAAUAUAACAGUCAGCAAAUAUUCUGGAUCCUCAGAAGUGAAAAGUCCAAGCUAUUAAUUGGAGUUGUUUAAAAAAAGAAAGAGAAAAAAGAAGAAAAAAAAACCCUUCAACACAGAGUUUAAAUGCUAUUGAAUGUCUUUUUCUGCAAGAAAAUUAAACACACACAGUGAUUCAAGUGCUGUAUGUCUGUGCUAAAUGUAUUCAGGACCUUUUGCUUUUGUUGGUUUAAUCAUAGCUUUAUGUUCUUUAAUUAGCAUCUUCUAAAGAAGGUGGUGCUUGAGACCUGCAACUGUGUUACUACUGUGCAUCUGCAGCUCUCUGCUUCAUCCAGGGGUGGUUGUCUCGCCAUCAAGUCUAGUCCAGGAAUGUGCAAAUUUGCAAAAACUGUGGGAUAAUGGUGAAUAGGAUUAGCUGUAUUUUGCAGGGUCUUUUGAGUAGUUGAGUCAAAACCCAUGGACUGGUACAACUCAUGAGAUCAAAUUAAUGAAACUGACCUUUAUAAAAAACAGCUAUUCUAAGUUAUUUUACUAGGAAUCAAGCUGAGGCACCUUAAUUCUGGGACUUUUUU